CACCCCGCCUGCUACUAACACACCACUAAAUGAAAAUGGGUUCACUAAAACAGAAGAAAACAUGCAGGUUUAACAGCUAGGAUUGACCAAAGGAGGUUAAUGGAAUUAGCUGGUGAGAUGGGAGAUGCUUUCAAAGCUAUUGCAGGAGAACUUGGUUUUUCACAAGGGCAAAUUCAGACAUUUGAAGCUAAUAACAAAACUAAUCUAAUGAAUUCGAGAUUCGAUUUAUUGGUUAGUUGGCAAAACAGAUUGAGUGAUGGUAAUGCGCAACAGAUUCUGGCAAAGGCACUGCGGAAUGUGGGAAGAAAUGAACUAGCUGAAACAGUUGAAAACUGGGAGAAAGAAAUUGGAUACAUUGAAAAGCCUACCAUGAAGUCUAACAUACCACCUAAUGUGAAUGGCUUCACUGAAACUGAAGAAUAUUCAAAAUGUUUCGAUCACAUGAAGAAAACAAAAAAAUGUGUAGUAUUGUCAGGACUAAGCGGCGUUGGUAAAACAGAGAUUGUGAAGCGCUGUUGGGAUGUGAAGCAGAAUGACUAUGAUAUUGGCUGGUAUAUACCGAGUGAUUCUAAACAAAACUUGACAAUUUCGCUAAAGAAACUGCUCGAGAAUCUUAAGAUAUCAAUUCAAAUCGAAACCGAGACGACAGAUUCUCAGGAAUCUCAAUUUCUCAACUAUGUUUAUAAAACGCUAAUCAGUGAAGUAAAAAGGAAAUACUUGUUAAUCUUUGACAAUGUCGGUAAAGAAACCUGCCGCGAAAUAUACCAAUACUUCCAACCAACGGAGAAUAUAUCUAUUAUGGUAACAACUCAGUCCUCAUGCCAUCCCGCCGAGCAGGGUAACGACUCGAUCGUCAUCCAUAUCGACGGUUUUAACCUUGAUGAGGCACUUGAGUGUCUAAGUGAUGUUGAUGACAAGAAGGGAAAAAAAGUAAAGCUUUGGAAAGAGAUGAGUAAACUUCCCAGUGCGAUACGUGGCGCCAAGUUCUACAUUAACAAAUACAAAAUAAAUAUUGAUGAGUUCCUCCGUCGAAUCAAGAAACCAAAUCUUUAUAAAAUGAUAGAAAACGAUGCUCUUGGGAUUUUAGGCCCAAAUUACCCGCAACCUCCCAUCCAGGCACAUGUGGAAAUUGUUACAGCCUUGUUAAAAGACCUAGUUCAAGAAGAAUUAAAAAUGGGAGUGGUGUUACUCAAAGCAAUGGCAUAUUUGGACUCGAAAGCAAUUCCAUUAUUUAUCUUGAGUGACAUUUUGCAUCAGGCAUACACAGAUAAUAAUAUGUCCUUGGAAGAUAAGGAUACUGUGGUUGACACUAUUUUCAUGGGCAAACUGACGGAUCGAUCCUACGCCACAAUACGUGAUGAUACGGAGAUGGGAGAAAAAGUUCGUUGUGUUGAUACGCACGACCUAGUCCAGUUGGCUAUACGUAUUGUGAUGCAAAAAACGCCAAAGGACAACGAGGCAUUGCAGAUACUAAUGCGGGUACUUUUCUGUUACUUUGACAAAGACACUAAGCAUACGAAAUCUUACAACAGAAACCUUAUGCUAAUGCCCCAUAUAGAGACAGUGUUAAAACACGCUCAAAACAAAGCCAUGACCUCCGAUAUUAAGGUGAUGGUAGUUGCCAUAAAUGAUGCACUUGGGUAUUUUUACACACAGAAGGACUUUGGACUGAGAGAGGAAGCAGAAAAGAAAUUACAAGCAAACAUAAGUCUGCUUGGUGAAGUGCUUCAUCUUGAAAAUAUACUAUCGGAAGAACAUCCUAGUAAGCGACGACGAAGUGAAAAUUUGAAUGACAUUGAUAUUGGCCAAACAGAUUUUGACCAGUCAACACUUGCUCGAGAUAUAUACGGCAAACUUGUGACAUUGAAAGAUGAAUUGGGCAGCAAAGUGAUAGAGCAACUUUUGCUCAGUAUUAGCCUAAACGAGGCUGAUAUUAAGCAAAUGAAAAUCAAAUCAGGUAAAAAGCUUCCCAGUUUUUUAUCAGGGAACAAAAUCGACAAGGCCAUUUACAAAACUUUGGUUGAGUCAAAACUGGCAAUACCCGAGGAAACAAUGGAGAAAAUGUAUCUUCCAGAGUUGUACGCAUCCGUUUUAUACACAUUUGGCCGAAUGUAUUUCUACAACAAACAAAAGCACGACAAGACAAAACCCAAUAAAAAUACCUUCAUAACUGCAAUAAGACUUGCGUCUGCCCUGUGUCGUGUUAUUGAAGAAGAAACAGGUUAUAUUGUUCUUCAUAGCAUAUUAUGCAAACGUAAUGCACUUCUAUACCUUUACUUAGAAGAUGUUGAUGAAGUAGGGCAGCUGAAAACACCAGAGGUAAAACUUGGAGACUUGUAUAAUGGUAAGACUGCCUACAAAACCCUUCUGAAGCGUAAUACUAGCGAGAACUGGUACCAGCGUGGUAUUCUUAAAGAAACAUAUGCAAAGGACGUAGGAAGUAUACACCGCUGUGUUUGUCUCGAAAGGGGAAUAACAUUCGGUACAAAUAUAUUGAGACAGGAAAAAGAUGUAACAAAGCGGUGUAAAAUGGCAGCUGAGGUAGAAGAGGAUAUAAAAGCGCUUAAAAGUGAAAUGUCCCUCAAAGGCGACCUUUCUAGCAUCCCAGAUUAUCAUAUUGUGAUCGCCGACUUUUAUGCAGAAGUCAAAAAUUGGAUGGCAGCUUUGAAUGAAUAUAAGCAUGCUAUUGACCGAUUUCAGGGUAGUCUGAGUAGAAAGGAUUCAAACAAACGAUGGAAAGAGUACGAUCGGGCGGUGGAAGGUUUCGAACGUGCUGCCAAGGAAAUGGUGACCACAGUUAAAGAGGAACGCGAUCAGUUAAAACAGUUUAAACACA
Messenger RNA from Owenia fusiformis, 2836 nucleotides. The record is from the annotation of a GenBank genome assembly. NCBI's taxonomy places the organism in Eukaryota, Metazoa, Annelida, Polychaeta, Sabellida, Oweniidae.